Messenger RNA from Drosophila gunungcola (fruit fly), 1039 nucleotides. RefSeq lists its product as uncharacterized. Lineage: Eukaryota; Metazoa; Arthropoda; Insecta; Diptera; Drosophilidae. The transcript has 3 exons. The record is from RefSeq and is a predicted model, not a curated record. The coding region runs from base 346 to 885 and encodes 179 amino acids.
UUAACCACUAGGACCCCUUCGCAAGGAUAACGCGAAAGGACGCCACGAACACACGGACAACCAAUAAUAUAAUUAUAAGUAAGCGCGGGCUAUUUGGAUAAAACAUUCGCUCAUACAAAUUGUUUCCUACUGACAGUGCAAAACAAAAAGUGAAGGCAGUAAUUAAUUUAGUGCAUGUGCACAAUAUCCUGGAAGUACAAAAGCGGAUACAUUUUACCUCUAGACAACUAAGUGAGACAAAAUGAAAACGUUCCAGACCAGCAUUAGUAGAGAUAUCCAAUUGUCUAGAAGUGACUAGGCGAAGUAGCGUGACCACAAGCAAUAAUCGCCAAAAGGAUCGGCAGGAUGCACCAGGUACUUAGCUACGAGACGGCAGUGCGGGCCAACAGCUCCCGCGAGUUCCGUGAAUACGUCUCAAAGCGCACUUGUGCUUCCUUGGUCCUAACGAUUGCCUUCUUCAUGCUGAUAACGGGAUACUUGCUGGGCAAUUUCGUAACCGAGCGCAAGUACCACAUACGCCAGAUGACAAAGGGCGUAGUUAAGGAUGCGGAGGACGACAGAUCCGUGAGGCUGAACAGCGCGGAGUAUGCCAGCCUGCAGGAGCUGCAAACAUAUCAGAAGGCCAAGGGACAGCUGCUGAAGUCCGCCCAGGUGCUCGACAAGCUUCAGCAGCAGGACGAGAGCGAACGGUACCUGGCCACCUCGCUGAACACGGAGAUCUUCAACAAGUACAUAUCCUGCACCCAGGACAUACCGCCCAACACGAACAUAGCGGCCAGCCAGUUCACCGAGCAGCUAAUCGACAAUACGGCGGCCAGGCAGCGCCACUGCAUGCGGAUCAUCCAGGUGGUCAUCGACAACCACCUGGCCAACAGCCAGCUCUAAGCUGCAGACCCGGACUUCUGGGAUGGUUUGGCGGACCAGUUUACGAAAUUCAUUACUUAUGUAUGUGCUUUUAGGUGUGCUCAAUGUGUGUGUGUUCCCAUCUAAUUAGAAAUAAACUUUUUUAUACAUGUCUGCAUUUAAAUCAAAAGUUAUA